Austrofundulus limnaeus is the source of this 2917-nucleotide messenger RNA. RefSeq names its product cAMP-dependent protein kinase catalytic subunit alpha. Gene Ontology annotation, cellular component: cytosol; cAMP-dependent protein kinase complex; nucleus. Gene Ontology annotation, biological process: protein phosphorylation. The record is from RefSeq and is a predicted model, not a curated record. Lineage: Eukaryota; Metazoa; Chordata; Actinopteri; Cyprinodontiformes; Rivulidae. Gene Ontology annotation, molecular function: ATP binding; protein kinase A regulatory subunit binding; cAMP-dependent protein kinase activity.
GGUGGUGUUGUUGUGAUAGAUGGCACAGCUGACCAAUCAGAACGAGCCGUGGCUAUCCACCGUAAUGAAGUGGCCAAUCAGAAAGAGAAGCCAGCUGUCAAUCAGCCGUGGUUUCUAUGUGAGUGGGCGGGGCGUUGACUCCGCUGUAGUUCCGUCAUCUCGCUCGUCUCCGAGGCUACGGGGGGGCCGAUGUUGAUUUGGGUGCAAACCCGUCGCUGUCGGACCCCGCCGAGGUUAAAUCUGUUUUUACGAGUCGGGCUCGUUGACGGAAAGUGAGUCGCUUUUGUUUGAGGAAACUGCACCUCGCCUCCGGUCGUGUUGGUUUCUCGGGCUGCAGAGAGAGGUGGGGAGCCGGGGAGGGGGGCUCGCUCGUUCGGCGGGGGCUGCAAGCGGGGAAAGGAGGGUCAGGCGGAGACCAGCUCCUCCGCGUUCAGGCCAGCUGCACCGAGCUCGGCCUGGCGGUCCGUCCGAACCUGGUCUGUUGGAUUUAAAGCCGUGCGGCGGUGGUCGGCGGAGGGAGCGAGCCCGCCUCAUCUAACCCCGCAUUUGCAGCUGCCGGGAGACGAGCGGGAGAGCUCGGGAGGUGAACGCUCCGCACCGCCGGAUUCAGGAAACACCGUUCCACGGCCAGAUCUAAUCGAGAUUAAACCGGCUUGAGGAGGCUGCAGGGCGGCCAAAAGCCACGGAUUGCCCGUUGACAGGCUGUCAUCAUGGGCAACGCGCCCACGGCAAGGAAAGGCAGCGAGAUGGAAAGCGUCAAGGAAUUCCUUGCUAAAGCCAAAGAGGACUUCCUCAAGAAGUGGGAGAAUCCUGCACAGAACACUGCUAGCCUGGAGCAGUUUGAGAGGUUGAAAACCCUGGGUACGGGCUCGUUUGGACGAGUCAUGCUGGUGAAGCAYAGAGAAACAGGACAGCAUUACGCCAUGAAGAUCCUCAACAAGCAAAAGGUGGUGAAGCUCAAGCAGAUAGAGCACACUCUAAAUGAGAAGAGGAUUCUUCAGGCCGUCAGCUUUCCUUUUCUUGUGCGGUUAGAGUAUUCCUUCAAGGACAACACUAACCUCUACAUGGUGAUGGAAUAUGUACCAGGUGGAGAGAUGUUCUCCCAUCUACGAAGAAUUGGCAGAUUUAGUGAGCCUCACGCUCGGUUCUAUGCUGCUCAGAUCGUUCUGACCUUUGAGUACCUGCACGCUUUGGACCUGAUCUACAGAGACUUAAAACCUGAAAAUCUGCUCAUAGACCAGCAGGGUUACAUCCAGGUUACAGAUUUUGGCUUUGCUAAACGUGUAAAGGGCCGGACCUGGACACUGUGUGGCACCCCAGAAUAUCUGGCUCCAGAGAUUAUUCUCAGCAAGGUUCGUUUCCCGUCUCACUUCAGCUCAGAUCUGAAGGACCUACUGAGGAACCUUUUACAGGUGGAUCUCACAAAACGUUACGGGAAUCUCAAAAACGGAGUAAAUGACAUCAAAGGACACAAGUGGUUUGCAACAACUGACUGGAUUGCAAUUUACCAGAAAAAGGUUGAAGCUCCGUUUGUCCCAAAGUUCAAAGGACCUGGCGACACCAGCAACUUCGACGACUAUGAAGAGGAGGAGAUCCGCGUCUCCUUCACUGAGAAAUGUGCCAAGGAGUUUGCUGAGUUCUAAAAUUUAGAGAAAAUGAGAAAAAAAUGGAAGUAAGGUCGAGUUAAAGUUAGGCUGGUCAAGAGGGGACACUAAAAAAAGUCUAUUGUCUCCUGUCUAAAUACAAGCACCAGCUACAAAAAUGGGGGAAAUGAAAGAGAUCGGAGACCGAUAACCAGCAGUGUUGCCUUUUUUGUUGUAUUUUAUUUAUUAUUCUCUUAUUUAUGAAUCCCUUUAUAAUGAGGCUGUGUUUCAUGGGUGUCAGGAACCCCCAYGUACUUCAAUUUGCCUCUACACAUUUUCACCCAAGAUCUUCCCUUUUUUCUGUACAAUUCAUCUUUUACUCUUUUUUUUUUGGGGCCACAACAUUAUAGUCGUUACAUGAACCUGAGUCCACGCUCACAGAUGACUCAUUUAAACCGGCAACACAAUCUUUGCUUGGUGAACAAAACACACACUCAUAAGGUAAAUAUGUUGUGCAUAUUUUAUCUUAAUGUGUUUCUCCCUUAUCAAUGAUAAGACAUUUUAAGGCAUGAGGGGCCAAAAGACAGAUGACAAAAAAAUAAAUAAAUAAAGCUGUUUAUUAUGUAAUUCCAUCUAUUGUUAUAUCAUUGUUGUUGUAUUCAGACUGUACAUAUCUGCAGCACUUCAUUUUUAAAUGUUAAUAGACACUAGUGGCUCCACUGAAACCAUGUAUGCUAACAAAUAAGGAAAUACGAAUAAAGGAAUUUUUGCUUUACUGGUUUGGCAAAAACACCUCAACAUAAUGGAAACUCAGGUUUGAACAUAUCAUUUAAAAGACAUUUAUCUACAUGAAGCUUAAGAAUCAGCUGGUAAAACUUCUUUUACAGACACGAUUUGGGAAUUUAAAGUUUGGCUUCAAAAUUACAAAGGAACAAAAAGGGACUAUUUAGACUUUUAGUUGGUGUCUUCCACAGUUCUCCCUUCCAGAUGAUUUGAGUUUUGCUAACUUGGCAAGUUUUGAUAAUAAUGAUAAAAAAGCACUUCCUGUUUCAGCUCAGAGUUCACGUUCUGCUUGUAAUGAAUCAACCACUCUGACUUAAAUAGACCGUCUGAGGCAGACCACCUCAAACGUCUUCUGACUGAUGGUCCUCAGUAUUUUGUCCCAUACAAACGGCAGUCUGAAUAAUAUACUUUAUCUUCAUCUCGCCCACCACUCUCCAUGUAACCAUCUAUAACAUGUACCUGAAACUCUAUUUCUGGGUUCAAUUUUUGCUAACUUUCUGGUUGUGUGUGUGUACGGUGGUGAUAAUUAAAAAAAGUGAUGAUUUAAAGAG